This is a messenger RNA of Mercenaria mercenaria, 1932 nucleotides long. Its product is annotated as matrix-remodeling-associated protein 7-like. The transcript is spliced from 2 exons. Bases 68 to 523 code for a protein of 151 amino acids. The record is from RefSeq and is a predicted model, not a curated record. Lineage: Eukaryota; Metazoa; Mollusca; Bivalvia; Venerida; Veneridae.
CACCGGUGCGAAAAUUCGCCCCCAAACAACAACAACAACAAAAUUCACAAAUAAACAGGAGUAGAAAAUGGAUAUUUUUUCUGAAAAUAAACAGUAUAUGCUGGUAGUUACUAUUCCUUUAACAGUGCUUGUAUUGAUUGCAUCGAUGACAUACACAAUUCGCAACAUUUCCAGGAUCUGGAACGCAGGCAAACCCGUUACCUCUGAAACAAAGUCGGAGACGGUUGAAAACAGCGAUGAUGAAGAGGAAGAUGCAAAUAAGCAAAGUGAACAAGAGACAGUUGACAGUAAAAUUGAUCCAGUCCAGUACUGUGAGCAUAUCCAGAGUGAAGUUAAAAAAGCCCGGCACAGAGUAGCUACCCAAGAAAUACGUCAGAAUCUCACUGCAGAAGACAUGGAAAAGGAGAGAGAAAUCCAACGAAAACAGCUUGAAGACAUUUUUAAGCUGAUGGAACAGAAUUCUGACAAAUUUGGUGCGUCCAGUGAGGAAGAUAUUCGACAGCAGAUGAAACUUUAUGUUUAGUAGCAUUUAAAAAUUCCGAAAGCAGAGUUUUGUGAUUCAGUACUAUAACCAAAAUUUGUUCAAAGUUAAUUUGAAUUGCUAAAAUUUGUUUUAGAAGUUCAAUAUUUAUGCAUUGGUUCCAUUACAUCUACGUUAGAAAUUAUAUGGGAGGGAAUAAACUCUGAGUUCAAUGUACCAGGUGAAUCAUUUUAGGACUUUGCUAUAAACACAUAAAUUAAUAUGGCAUCAUUAUGAUUAUGAAAAUUUAAGAAAAUUUUCUAAUUAUUUUUCUUUUUGUAGAUUUUUGUUUAUGCUGCAACAAGUGGUUAAGUUAGACUUCAAUUGAAUUUUUUGCUUAUCUCGUACAGUCAGUACUCAUUUAAGAAGUUUUGCGAUAUUUUUUGCCAUCUUUCUGAGCAUAUCGAGGGCUCAGAACGAAAUGGGUCUAAGUGUAUAUACAAAUAUACUUAGAAGCAGAUAGACCAGUUUCGCUCUGAGCCCUCGAUAUAUGAAAAGGGACUCGCUUCUAGAUCUGUAAUUACUCAUGAAAUGUUUCCUUUAUGCUGAUCUGUAAGUUGUGAGAUUAUCCUGUGAUAUUAUGGUCUAUACUGAAAUAAGUCAUUUUUCAGCUCCAUUUUUCAAUAAGAUGUGUUAGUAAUGUUUCAGAAUCUUGCAUGCAAAUGUAUGCAAACAAUUCAUGCUACUUUAUAUCAUAAUAAUGUCAACCUUACUUCUUGUUUCCUGCAGUAGAUUAUGUGAUGAACAGGUAUUAUUUUCCCUGUAAAUGCCCAUAAGUUGUCACCAACCUGGGAUCGAUGUAGAUACUCAAGUUAUUCAUUAGAAGGUCAUCUCCUGCUGGCUUCCCUUUCACUAACAUUCUCAAGUCAAAAUCAAUGUCAGUUCAAGUCUGACAUCAAUGCAGGAAAAUUCACGCAAAUAAUAACACAACUGUUAUACAAUUCCUUGGAAGCUGAGGAUUUUGCAGCUUAUGUGUUAUUAAAACUCUGGGUCAGCUUUGAGAAAAAGUUUAUUGAAAUCUAGCAUGAGAGCUUUCUUAUCCGAGACAAAUCUCAGACAGUGUUGAGACAGUCUUGAGAGGAGAAUUUUCAAACUUAAAGAAAGUUAGUGAAAGUGAGACCUGAUUUCUUACACAUCAAAUCUGUGUACUCAUCAAAACCAAAUCUGUGUACCAAUCAAAACCAGAUCUGUGUACCAAUCAAAACCAUAGUACCUUGCAUAUUAUUUCUUAGGGUUGUCCUGGGUAGUGUUCAAAAAUGACAUAGAUUGUAUUUAUGUUACAAUGUAUAGAUAUAGAAAUAUUUACUGGAUAUAUACGUGUUUCAGUCCAGUGGUGUAGAUAUUACAAGUGUUCGUGGAACGUAAUAAUUAUAUAAGUGCCAGUUCUGUCUAUUAAUAGAUUUAUUUAUGAA